UCGUCGUCGUCGUCGUCGUCGUCAGUACUAUUGUUACGACCGCCACUACCGUUGCCGCCGCCGCCGCCGCCGCCGCCGCUCACGCGGUCAUGUAGUAGUGGAUAGUCGGUUGGCCGCCCAGACACCGCCGGACGUUAAUUAUUAAUUUACCGCCAAAAAUACCGAUAUCCGAGUAAUAAAACUUCGCGGGAAUAUCCGACUGUUUUACGAAACCGACUACCUACCUACCCGGCUAUGCAAACACGAUGGCUUGUCCGACAGCCAGAGAUAACAACCCGUUGGUCAACCGUUUGGUCCGUGUUGGAUACUACGAGCUGGAGAAGACCAUCGGCAAAGGCAACUUUGCCGUCGUCAAACUGGCCAAACAUGUCGUCACCAACUCAAAGGUAGGCCGGUCUCCAUUACUUAUCUCCGUUAUUACCUCCGUCUCUACGUAGGAUUCAUUUUUCAGUUUGUAAUGACAUUAACGUCAAUGAUAAAGAUAAAAAUAUUGUUCGUUGGAUAGGUAGGCCCAAUCUGUUCCGUUUAUCUUGCCUGUUGUAUUGCUAGUGUACAUUGUGUACAAUUAUUAUUAUAGUAAACAGGUACUUUUAAUUUCCUGAUAUUUACAAGCCUACCCGCUUUAAUUGGAUUUAGAUAGGUACCUAUCUGUGUUACGGAAAUUGAACAUAGGCAAUUUGUACCUAUUAAAAAAUGUUUUAUGCAGAUUUUAUGAUUAAUUUUUUUUGCUUACCUAUCUAAAAAAUUUAGGCGCCUAUAUUUUAAGUGUUAAUUUUUUUAUUAAUUUGUAAAUUUAAAAUAAGAAUAUUAAGUUAUUAAUGUAGAUAUUUACAUAUCUCCACAUCCCCUGUUGAGGGCUCAUCCCCCCAAAUGGUUUUCUGUUUACACCUUCAUAUUAAUUGCCUAGGCACUAUUCUAGUUUGGCCGAUUUUCGAAUUUAUUUUUUCAAAAUGGAUUUGCAUUUGUGAAAAAAAAAAGAAACAAAAACCAAUAAUCUGUAUAGAACUGCCUUUAGAAAUUAUGAGUAAAAAAUACUUAAAAAUUAGGUAGGUAAUGACUAAAAAUAAUUUAAUAUUUCCAAAACAUUUUUUAUGCUUAAUCCAUUUGGUAAAAUUAAUACUUACUUUGAAAGUUUUUGUACAGAAACAUUGAAAAAUUGUUUUUUUUGGAAUUGCCUUAUUCAAAAUGUGUUUAACAAAAUAGCUUAAAAUCCCAUUGUUGUAAAGUGAGUUUUAGACUAGGUUUUGGAUUUACAUUUAAAACAUUAUUAUCCUUUGCAGAAGUAUCAAAUGGAAUUUAGAUUAGGUAAGCAAAUACCUCCCCCCCACCCCUUUGAAGAGAACUGCACUGUGAGCACUCAAGCAAUGUGAGCCAUCCCCUACACCUGUGGUUCUGUACAUUUUUAAAAUUGUUUACAGUAACUGGUAGUUAUCGCAACAUAAUUAAUCUACAGGAACAAUCCACAUUUGAUAAUCACAUAUUGAUAAAUAAUUAAAUUAAAAAAAAAUAUUUACUCAAGUAGGUAUUAAAAAUACUGAUUUUAAACUAUUUUUCAAAUUUACUUUGAUUAUGUAAUUACCUACAAAAAUUAAUGAUAUGAUAUUUUUUUCAAAUUUUAUAUACAAAAAUUUUAACAGGCAGUAUUUGUAAAUUUUGAUUUUACCAAAGAAUUAAGCAUUAAAAACCAUUCAUUUUGAUAAAAAUAAUAAUCAACAUAAGUUGCUGAAAUAUAAUUUUUCCAUUUUCUAUAAAGUCUGCUAUCUAAUAUUGUAAUGUGCAUAUAAAAUAAUUGUUCAACAUUUAAAAAGAUAUAAUCAAUAUUUAAAAUUGACUAAGACCUAGAAGUAGAUUAUUCAAUAUUUUGAUAUUUUGAAAAUUAUAAUUAGGUAAACCAUCUAAACUAUUCAAAUUUAGAAUAAUAUUUUGUUCAAAAUAUUUGUCUUAUUCAAUCAUAAGUACCUACCAAGGUACCCAUAUUUAAUUCUAAUUUAUUAAUGACUAAUUUAACUACCUAACUUUUUGGCUCUUAAUACUUUUAGUAAUAUCAUAAUAAAUAAAAUAAUAGGAAAGUACUGACAUGGGUACCCUACUCUGUAAUAAAUAAUAAGGUACAAUUUACCUAAUAUAGGUAGGUAAUCUAUUUAAUUAAUCAUUUGUAUAAGUUCAUUAAGUCAUAAAUAUUAGGUACGUAUUGGCUACAACUAAUAUAAGUAAUAGGAAUAUUAGAAAAAUAUCAACAUUUUUAUUGAACUAUAGAAUAAUUACUUACAUGAGUAGGUACAUAUUUUUGUAAGUAAGUUUUUGAAAUUCUUACUAAAUAAAAAUAGUAAUUAAUCUGUUUGUUAUAAUGGCAAAAAAUAAUCUUAUGAUAUAUUUUUAAAGUGUACCUAGCUUAAGGUAUGUAUAAUACAUACCUAAUAUUUCUUCAUAAAUUACUUAGAAGAAUUGUUAUUUCUAUUAUAUAAUGUAAAUUAAGUAGGUAUGCACGUACCUAAUAAUUUAAUUCUUCAAGCUUUGCUGUAUCUCAUUCGAGUUAUGAACCUUUUCUUUCUUUUAGAAUACCCGGGUGAAUACAUAAUUUAUAAAACCAUUUUUCAAUAUUAUUUGUCCUUUUGUCCUUCAAAAUCUAUUAAACGAUUGUUUCAUAAUUCCAUGAAAUUAUUUGUUUAUAAUUCGAGGUAUAAUUUUUAAUUUUUUUUUUUUUAAUGGGUAUUUUUCAAAUACAAAUUUUAAUAUUGCAAUUCCGUUUGACAAGUGAGUACCUAUAGGUACCUAACGUCUAUUGUUCAUUAUCUAAGAAUUAUUUACUUCAUUAAUUUUCUUUCUAUUAGUGACUAUCUCCAAUAAUAAUAUAAACAUGUUUAUCUAAAUUAAAUGUCUGGACAUAGUGUUUUACAAAGAUAUAAAGCAAGUUAUUCUCUGUCUUCUAUCAAGAUGAAAUUAUCUUAACGUUUUACAUCUGGCAAAAUUGUAAGCAAUAAGAAAUCUUUAUUACUUAUUUAAGACUUCAUUCUAAACAUAAACAUUAUACCAACAUUAAUUAACUAUUAGGUAUUUAAUUUAUAUUAACAACAUUUAGCAUUCAACUUACUUAUUUUUAUGCUCAUAAACCAAGUACAAUAUGCUUAAGGUUAGAAAAAAAAUCAUCAUUCGAGAAAUAUGAGAAUUGCUCUGUAUACAUAAAAUCCAGACACCUAUCAAUAAAACUAUUAAAAUUCAUAAAUAUUUUUGUCCCAUAAAAAAAAAUCCCAACAAUACUUAUCUAGCUGUUCAAAGGCUAAUGAAGUCACGUGUAUAAUAGGUAUAAUUAUAAUAAUAAUAAUAUUAUUUAUUUGUAACUAGUAUAAAGUUAUCCAAACUCCAUACAGUGUACUAUUAAUGAUAAAUCAUUAAAAAAAAAAAAACCAUUGUUAUAAUAGGCACGUGUAUAACUACUAAACAUUAUGAUGCAAUAUUGAGAUACCUAGUAAAAAGAAUAAUUUAUGGAUUAUGUUUCUUUACAAUUUUUUUUUUUACUCCUCAUAAGUAAUGUUUAUUUUUUGUCAAAGUAAAUCUUUUUUUCCAGGUAAAAAGGUAUUAUUUUUAAUACGUUCUUAUAGAUCCAAGUAAAAAAAAAAGUAAAAAUAUAUUCAUUCAUUUAUUUCCUCUUUCUAAUUUUAUUGUUUUUUGACAGAACAAAUAAACAAAUCAAAUAUGACGAAUUUUCAACUAUUAUUUUUUUCUAAACUUUAGGUUCAGUUAUCCAAAAAUAAUCGAUUUGCGAUAUUUUUAUUAGUUGUCUACGAAAUUAAGAUUCAAAUUAAUUUCAGUAUGGCAAAUUUAGCUCAUAAUCAGAUUGGUAAUUUAAGUUAUCUAAAAAGAAAAAUAUAGACAUUCAAUUUCCCUCAUUAAGGUAGGUAACAUUUCUAUAUCGAUAAUAUAUUAGAGAACAGGUUCUAUUAUCUAAAGCCAUUUCGGUACAAUAAUAAUCGAUAAAAAUAUAAUAAUAAUCAUCAAAAUUAGAUUAAUAAUUACCCAUAUCGAUAUCUAAAAUAUAUACAGAGUGAUUAAUCCUUGAUAAUACACUCAUUUUCUUGGAAUUUAUUACCUUUUUCCGGAUUUUUUUAUUUUUAUUGUUUGAUCGUUUAUAAAACCAUUACGGGGUUAUUGGAAAUUGUAAAUUUCAAUACCAAAAUGUAUAUUUUAAUUAAAAUUUCUUCUAUUUAUGGAAUUUUUAAUCUAGGUUGUUAUUUGAAAAUCAAAAGUGAAUAGCGGUUUCACCCCUCAAUAAUAAGGGUGAAACGAAUAACGGUAAUAUAAUAUUUAAGUACUGCUUGUUUCUUAGAAAAAACAACAAAUUCAAAAAAAAAAAGUUAAAAUCAUUCUGAGAUAAUUCUUAUUGAUAAUUGAUCUUACUGUAUGUAUGUAUGUAUAUAUAUAUAUAUAGAUAGGAUUUAAAUAUUUUAUAGGUGCCUAUAAGUUAUUCUCUCAUUAAUAUUGUUACCUACCUAGUCAAAAUUUCAAUAGAUCACUUGUUAAACCUUGAACUGUAAGAAUUUGUUUUGUUUUUUUAAGAAAAAUGAUUUCGUAAUAAACUAAUUGCCAAUUGGAGAUAAGUCAAUUAACUAUGUAUUAGGUAGGUAGGUAGGUCCAUUACGUCAGCUAUUAUCCCCAAUACUUUGAUAAAUCUGGUACAAGUAAUACUAAUUUUCACAUAAAAUAAUCCUUUGUGUUGUAUUUAUUAUGAAAUACUUAUUAAUACUUUGUUGAAAAAAUAAAUGAUAAUAUAUGUCACAAUAGAGACCGGAAUUAUAUGCACCAACAUCCAUAUCAACUCAAAAUAUGCUGUUGUGAAUGUAUUGAAAAUCAAUACCAGUUACAAAAAAAAAAAAACCACUAACAAGGACUGUUUAGUAAAAAUGAUCCGAUUUUUUCACGCCAUAACCUAAAAUAUAUAGAUUUUUUUACCAAAACGUAUUUUAUUUUGAAAUUAUCUGUGAUUUUUUUCAAAAAUGUGUGCUCUAUUAUUGGUUUGAAAAAUACUGUCUUUGUUUUUGCGAAAUAAUCCGAUUUUUGGGUGCGAGUAAAAGAGCUGACAAAUAUUUAAUGCUAAAUCUUAUUUUAACCGAACCGUAUCAUAACCGACACAUGUAUCGUCCAAACCGUCGUAUUUUAGCAGAAAAAUAUUCGAUAAAUAUUUUGUCAGAACCUUAUUUCAGCUGACACUCGGAUUAUUGAUAAUAGAUAUAGACAUAAGACAUAAGUCUUAGAACUUAAAGAUAAAGUCGAACCACUUCCCUUCCGCCAGACCGCUGCCAAUGUUCUUCUUGUUUAGUUGACGAUUUUUAACAUUUUCAUUGACGUUUUUUUAGUUAGGAUUUCAUAUAACAUGUAUGUACCUACAUAUUAUAUUCACAGGCUUAUACACCUAGACGGAACAUUCACCUCGAGGACUGGGAGACGUGGUCGGUCCGAACUGAUCAAGAGAGAUAGGCUUAUAUUAUAGGGCCUAGUGUGAGAACGAGCAAAUUCGCACUCCGAGGAUAGCCAAUUAAAGCACUCCCGUUCAUUACUUCACGAUUUUCUGUUUUUAAAAUGAAACUCCACCCACCGGAACGCGUUUUCGUAUGUCGAAUGUUCAGUCUAGAUGUAUUAUUAAGUCCAUGAUUAUAUUAUUAUCGUAGGCAUACUGCAAUUGAUUCUAUAGUAAACUAUAACCAUGAUACCGAACCUGGUAAUAUAUAUCAUAGACAGAUAAACAUAAUGUAUUAUAAUGGAUAGACACCGCGUAUUAUACUCCUUUUGUGUACAACACCUUAGUUAAAAAAAAAAACAUCACAUAAAAGAUAUAUGCGAGAGAGAUAGGCCCAAACGUUACUUUUUUUUAAGGAAUUCAUAAGGCAAUAUUUACAAUACUCUUUGCGAUUAUAAAUAUUUAUUGUUACAAAAUAAGAAUAACGAAAUUUCUGGAUAAUGUACAAAAUAUCAAACGACUCAAAGUUUGAACCAGAGGUAAAAAAAAAAAAAAAAAAAACCGAUCGUUAUAAAUGCUACCGAUAACGGUACACAAUAGCAUAACGGUGUGUUAUUAUUAUCGGCGUAUGAGAGAAUCCUAAAAAUCAUGGGUAAAUAUAUAUGUUAUACUUUAACCCACGAUAAAUGAUUUAUGCUUCACGCGGCUAAUAUUCAAAUUUGAAAAAGUGACAUUAAUCAUUACCAAAAGAACACAUUCUAGAAAUUCGUUGGUACAAACCGGUGUACCGUGUUGAUUCCGAUUUAUCCUACCGGUACGCCAAAACGGAUCGGUGGUACAGUGCACACCUGUACGCAGAAAGAUGAUCGGUUAAGAUGUCGAUGCCGAUUCGUUCAUACCGGUGUGUGAUACCGAUUCGGAUAUUUUGGUACCGGUUUCACAUGAAAUUCGUUGACCUGUAGUUGGUGCAAAAUAUCAUUAUCCCCACUAUAGUCCAUAGUUAAUUGUUAUCGCAGUGUUCUCUGAAUAAUUCGUACAUUACUGGAUUUUUUUCUGAAUGAUUAUUCUAGUAAUACAAGAAUGAUGAACGAUAAAGUUUAACAAUAGUACAAUUUGGGUUACUACUAUAAUCCCGCGUGGCCGCUGAAAUGAAAAUAAAGUAGUGGGCACCUAUGCAAUUAAUUUUAUAUUAAUUAUAUAUUCAGUACAUACUUUCAAAAAUAUGACAAUCUACAUUGGACCAAUUUAUGAUUGAUGCCAUUAUUAUUUUAAUUAUUCAUUUAUUAAGUAAUAGUAUUUUUAAAAAAUGUGAACGUAACAUAAAAGAAGACAAUAUAAAACGAAUCGGUAUAACGAAAAUAAUAGGAUCAGUGUCAAAUUUUUGUACGCCGGUAUGUCCGAAAAAAUUUCUCCAGUUUACACUGAUUUAUUUUAAACACACCGGGGUUUGUAUCAACGAGUUUCUCAAGGUCAGACGCCUUGAGAAAUUUUCCCCCAAAAUAUUUCUUCGAUUCGCAUUGGUUUGUACAAAUGAAUUUCUAGAUUAUUGUAUUUAUUGAUACUGAUUUUAGGUAGGUUUUGUUUGUUUACAUUUUUGAGAAUUACAUGGGCCGAAUAGGGAGUGCACCAUCUGGUUUUAUAUAAUCCGUGGUAGUACACAGUGUUUUGAUGAUUAACCUGGUUGUAUUCGUUAUCAGCUAUGUUUAUAUGAUUUUGAUUAAUAGUAAUAGAUUCGUAAGAACAACAUGUUUAUGGUUAUUACAAAUAAUAUUAAUAAAAAAAGUACUGGAUAGAUAUCUGAUCAUUAGUUUAUCAAUAACCAAACAUCAUAUCGUUGUUCCGUUUGAUUAUGAUAUUUCAGUAACCCAUAACCAAAAUCGCCAAAAUGACUUGUUUGUAAAAUACAAUAACUUGGUUCCAUUUGGUUAUUCGCCAAAACACGCCUUUAGACGGAUUCCCAGCAGCUAUCCCGUGUACGUGUACAUGGGUCUACGGGAUGCGCUGUGAUUGGUUGUAGCAUUUUAGUACAUCAUACUGUUACAGGAUAUCGCGUUGUUGAACUCGAGUCAACUUUUCGACGAGUGGUUACUAAUGUUUACUGAUAAUCAUAUUAUUUUGUGAAUUGUGGUAAUAAAUGAAAUAAAUCAUACACGGUAGGCGGAGCAUCGUUUAAAAUAUGCGCGUACACAUACAGGGGAUAGCUGAGAAUCCUCCUUUAUAACAAUAAAACACGCCUUUAGAGUAACAUUAAGGAGCCGUUGUUUUCAUAAAUUAAAGCUAGUACAUCGACUCCUUUUUUAGAACCAUCAUUUAAUACAAAUAUUUUUGUUUGGUUCAUAGGUACCUACCUACCAACCUAAGAAAUUCAGAUAAAAUAAUAUUUGCAAAUAAACAUUUUGCAUAUUGUAGUAUUUUCAAACAAAAUAUGAUGUAUAACAUAUAUUCUAUUUUAUUUUAAUGUUUAUGAGAAUUUAAUAAUGAUUAGCCAAUCUUUAAAUUCUUAAAAAUAAAAAAGGACAACAAUAUUAUAGAAAACAAAUAUGAUGCGCCACCUAUAACAGGUAGGUAUUUGGAAAGGUACGUUACAUAAAGUUGUUUAAAUUAUACCUGUUAGCAACGAUAAACCAUUGCUCACGAACAGUUCGGAUUUACAUGUUUUGAAAAGACCUAAUAUUUACGAUUUUCGUCAAAAUUUGAUUUUAAAACACAUAUAAAAAAAAAUACUACAUUACAUUUAAUUUUGUUUUUUAACCUCUAAGUACGACUUAAUUAUACCUCCUGUCGAUGUUCAAGCAUUUCUAUUUGGUCAAACAAUUUUAUCCACAGAAUACCUACUAAAUAAAAAUGUCUUAAAUACUCUCAAAAUUAAAAUGCCAUUAAUUAACAAUAAUUAUUAAAUACAAAAAAUUCUUGAAUUAUACGAGUACCGCAAAAUAAAAAACAAACGUGAAAACUAUUAAUCGUCAUAUUUUAUUUUGUAAGUUUGUACUUAAAAUACUUCAUAAACAGUGAUAUCAUUUUUUGAUAAAAUACAGUGUACCAGCAUAUCAUACAUUGACAUUUUACUAUAUUUUAAUCUAUACAAAAUGGUAUUUCUAAAAAAAAGAUUUUUGAUCUCAAUUUAGUUAUACAGCCAUUAUAAUAUGGAACGGCCCCUUUAUAGUACUCUAUGAUUUAUAACGACACCGAAAAAACGGUUUGUAUCCUCAACUUACAAACGGGUCUUAUCAGUACCGGCCUACCGACAAUAUAUGUAGAGAAUAUAGGUAAAUGGCUCAGUACGAUUUUUGGCAGCAAUAGUUGUAUUCUUGUUUCUGCUAACUGUUACGAAAAAAAAAUAGGUUCGACUGGCGAUUGCUAUCCGUAUGAGGAAAUGUUAAAAUACAAUAUAUAUUUUCAUGUCUUUAUUAAAUCAUUAUUAAUACCUAGGUAUGAAUUUACAAAUCAGUUGGCCAUCUCUAGUAAGUAAGAUAACUAUCAUUUAUUCUAGGUAGGCAAAUUUUGAUAAGAACCGUUUAUUUUAUUAAGUGCCGUAACUGAAUUUUGUUCGUUUUAUAUUAAAAAAAUAUUAAUUUAUAAUUUAAUUAACUAUGUUUAAUACAUGACGGUAGUAAAAAAAGAAUGUAUCUUAUUUUACAUUUAGGUAUUUAGUACAAAUAUAUAAUCGUUCGUCAAUAUAAAAUAAGAGUAAUAAUUGUUAGGUAUAGAUAAAUACCACAUAUUUACUUUUUAUAAAUAUUUUAGUUUUAAUCGAGAUAAGCUGUUGAUACUGUUGAGUUGUAAGUGUAGUUGAUAGGCUGUUAUUUUCCGCGAAAAAUUUUAAUAAUAAGGUCUAAUAAUGAUUUUAAAAAUUAUUUAUAGAUUUCCACCACUAUUACGAAUUGAUAUUUAUGUAUAGAAACGAACGUCUGAUAAGUGAUUCUAAACUUUCUCAGGUUGUGGCAAGAGCCAUAGUGCGAUCUAGUUUAUUAUCCAUAAGCAAUAUUAAUAUAUACAAAUACAUGAACAAUAAAGAACAAAAAUAUACUAGUACAAUUUUAAAAAGUUGUCGAAAUUUACUAUAAUUUAUAAUCUAAGAUUUGUUCUAAUGUGCAUUGAAUUGUAUAGUCAUCUCUAUUCAUUCAACAGGUUUUAAUGUAAUUUAUAAAUAAUAUUAGUUAUUAUAAUAACACAGAAGACAGAGUGUAUUGUCACAGUAUUAUAGUGGUAUCAUGUUUUCGCUGGAGCGAAAAUAUGUAGUUCAAAAUUUAUCACAAAUCGCUAGUAUGCGCUUUGGUCAGUAGAAAUGUUGGUAAUUUUUCGUUAGGAACGGUUAAUUGUUGCGUACAGAUAUACAUUAAAUUUCCUUUCUACUACCUUCCCAACUUCUCAUCUACAACAGUGGCCCACUCACGUGCACAGUAUGACACCGUCUUUUUUUAUUUAUUAUAAUCUAAAUGGUGAAAUUCUAAUGAAUAGUUCCUAUAAAACGGUUUUUAGACCAAAUUGUUCUCGAUCGAAUAGAUGUGUUUCCAAAAAUGUACAACUUCUAGAUUUAGAAAUUUAAUUGUUUUUAGAAAAUACUUUAUAUUUUGCUUGUCGGUUAGAUUUGAAAAAAAAAAAGUAAACGUUUUUGUAAAAAUCAGGCGCUAAAAUCGUAAAUACAACACUGAUUUCCUAUGGUUAAGUUAGGUCUAUGACACUAAAGAAACGCUAUUUUUUACUCAUUAUUUUAUAUAAUACAUAUACUGACAUAUCUUUGAUUAACGGAUUUAUUGUACAAAACCUGGUUGGGUAGGUAAUAAGAGAAAAAGUAAAGAUUUUAAACAAUUUUGAAAAACUUUUUAACUUUAAGCAAAUAUAUGUUAUCUAAUUUAAAAAAACACAAAUAUUAUAAAUUGCAUUGAUUUAUUAGUAUAAUAUUUUCUUAAGAAUUUGAAAAAUCAAAAAAAAAGUGCUAAGAAAGCCUGUGUCAGAUGGAAUUUAAUAAUUGGGUGUAUAAAAUUCAAAAGAAUUUUUUUUUAAAACAAUUAUUUCUCUUGGCCUAAAUGUCAUAUAUGCUUGAAAAUACGUCUUGAAAUGCAAUUGUAUUAUCUGAACGAGGACGAUUUAGUCUUAAAAAUUAACCACCUCGAGGGUAGGCAUGCAGUUCUUAACAGGACUAUGUGUGGACUACAUCUAAACAUUUUUAUUUUAAUUAAAGAAUUAAAAAACCAGCAACUCAAUUUUGAGCUUGUUAUUCUGUCCCAACAAAAAUGUAAUCAAGCUCCAAAAAUGAAAAAAAAAUUACAAUACGUUAGAAGGCAGAUUAAAAACUGAAAAAUAGCGGUAAUUACUAAAUAAUUAAUCAUACAAUUAAAAUAAUAUAUUCAUACCUAAAAUUUAUGUUAUAACUUAUAUUCGGAAAUGGAUAAAUAACAAUCAUGGCAUAUCUAUACGCGACUAUCUAUACCACUUCCAUCUCGAUUAAAACUAAAAUAUUUAUAAAAAGUAAAUAUGUGGUGUUUAUCUAUAUCUAACAAUUAUUACUCAUAUUUUAUAUUGUCGAAUGAUUAUAUAUUUGUACUUAAUACCUAUAUGUAAAAUAUGAUACAUUCUUUUUUUUUUUUUACUACCGUCAUUUCUUAUACAUAGUUACAUGGUUAAUUAAAUCAUAAAUUAAUAUAUUUUUUUUUAACAUAAAACGAAUAAAAUUCAGUUAUGGUACAGUAUUUAUUAUGAUUCGCAAAAUGGGUUUUCGGUAAGAUGAGAUUCGGCAAAAUCCUCUAAUAUUAUUUACACAAAUUAUUUGUCGGCUUAAAUAUUGUUGACUAUAAUAUGUCCCUUCCAGUAACUUAAAAGUUACGAAUUUUCCCUAGUGGUACUUCAUUUGAUAAAAAAAAGUAUAUACAUUUCAACAGUUUUUCUACAAAACAUUUUUUAAAAAAACUGACUACGAAUUUCUGAUACAUCGAUUUUUGUUGUUAAUUUCUGGGUUACAAUGGCUACAAGAACGAAAGAACACUGACUAAUACUUAUUCCAUUAAGAACUCGGCUAAGACUCAUUACACAAAUAAUUCACCACCAGUGUUGUAUUUGUGUCUAGGAGCCCCUUAAAGCCCAAUAUUUAUAAAAUAUCUUCAUUUAGCUACUGAUUAUCUUUAGUGGAGAGAUUAAAUAUACAUAGUAUUGUUUAGACAGUUGUUUUAAGUUCUGCAAUAAUAUUAUUUCAUACAAGUACCUUUGUAUUUUAAUUCUCAAUUCCAUUCGAAUCACCCUAUUCUAUAAAUAUUUUAGUUUACUAGAAGAUAAGAAUAAAAAUUUUAAUGUGUUAAUAAAUUAUUCACAAAUUAGUUAAUAACUUCAAACUUUUAAGGAAAUUUGAAUUCGAGGUUUGUGAAAAACUAAAAUUUAGAGUUUAACCCAUAUCCUGAUAUUAUCCAUAUUAAUUAUAUGGUUCUUUGCUUUGUUAUAUUGAAUAAAUUGUUUUAUUUUUUUAUGUGUUACAGGUUGCAAUCAAAAUCAUUGACAAAACACAAUUAAACGAGGAUAAUUUGAAAAAAAUAUUUAGGGAAAUUCAAAUUAUGUCAAAACUUAAUCAUCCACAUAUAGUGAGAUUAUAUCAGGUAUACACAAAAAUAUUUUUCUCAAAAUCUCUUUUUAAAUUUUAAAUACCCAGGUACCUAUUACAACUAUAUUAGAAACCAAUUUUUUUCCUAUUAAGAGUAACUCACAGUUUACACCCGCAUGUAUAUUUUGUCAAAUUAAAUAAAUUAAAAAAUAAAAAAAUUAUUAAUACUAUGCUAAUAAAACUAAAAAGUAAAUAAUAAUGGAAAAUACUAAUAAAAAUAUUGUCUUGCAUAUAUACCUAUUGAACUAUUAAUUUGUGCAACUAAAUAUUUAUAUUAACUAUUUCCUUUACUAUAUUUAUUUUUCAUCUUGCUUUAUUUAUUUUUAUUCCCUAUCCCCUAAGUAAAUCUAGUAAUCUACUUACGUAUUUAUUUAUUCAUUUUAUGCUAUAAUUAAAUAAUUUUUACUCGUAUAUGGGGUAAAAUCAUUCUUCCACAUUUUUGGGAAAAUGGAAAAACUGACUUUAACCGACUUAUUUAUAGUAGAAGACAUACAAACAAAAGUUAUAUAAGGCAUUUUUAAACAUUAUUUUCCUAAAGCUAUAUGGAGUAAAAAUUGAUAAAGGAAUAAAAACGGAAAAUCUGGCCACUAUUAUUACUAGUGAUACAUAUUCAAAGGUUUUAUGAAGCAUUUUUAAAACAAAUUUCCCAAUAGUUAUUAUAGCUGUUAGGUAAAAACCAUUUUUACAUUUUCUUUAAAACUGAAAACCUAAUUUUUGAUUAUUAUAUUGUUAUCAAAAAUAUGAGUGCAUGCGUCAACCAAAAAUUUUAAAUUUCUUAGUGUGGUAAUGUAAAGUAUAGAAAUGAUUGUAUUAAAUUCUGGUGUUUAGAUUGAAAUUACAGGUUAGUCAGUAAUCACAAAGUUGCAUUGCACCGAAUCGCGCUUAUAAAAAUAUAUUUUAUAUACAUAUAUAAUUGUUGUUUAUGGAUAUAAUGCUUUAAAAAAAACAUCAAUUUUAAAGUGGAUUGAAGCAUUUCAAUAAGUGCAGAGAAUGCUUCAAAGACAAUGGGAUGUCAGGACCCCCUUCAAUUUUACUUAAUGAUCAAACCAUUGUGCGGCCUUCAGCUCAUUAGCUAUCACCUGAACAGUCAUUUGUGGGUCAGAAAGCACAAAAAACCACACACUAUCAAUGUUUUGGUUGGUACAUGAAGUGGAAGGGCAUCAUGACCCAACAUCAUCUUUGAAGCCUUCUCGGUUCUCAAUGACUUAUUUUACUUAAAAAUGGAUGUUUUUUUUAAGGCAUUAUUUCCAUAAACAACAAUUAACAUUCCUGUGAUGUUUUUCCGAGUUUCACCAAGAAUUUGAUAAGCACUCAUUGUUUCAUUUAUUUAUUGAACAGAGCUGUUAAUUCCAAGCUGUGUACACAAUAAUAAUAUUUUUUCUAUUUUUAUUCAUUUUUAUUGAUGUAUAAAUGAUUUGAAACAAGUAUCUGAUCAUUUAGAAUUUUAUAUCAGGAAUGACAAUAAACAUAGUGCGUUGGUUUUUUUUUCUGAACACUAAAUACAACUAAUAAUGGAUCUCGUGUUAAAUUACCAAAUACAAUUUCAACUUGCUAUAAAUAGUUCAAAAAUCUAAUGUUCAAUUGUUUUGAAAAGUUUUUCAUGUCCAUUGUUCCAGGGUUAAUAUAAGUAUUCAGUGAAUAUAUCAAGUUUUUAUAAUUAUUUUUUACCGAAUUACAACAAAAAAAACAAAAUAAAAAAUAACUAAAACUAUUAUUCAGGUAUCAAUUAAACAAAAUUUAUUACCAAAAUCUUGAAGUUGAUGAUUGAAGGUUUAUUUUACAAAAGUUGUUAACAUCAGACACAAAAAUAGACAUCUAAUAAAUAAAUCAAAUUCAUUCAUUUGCUCCAAAUCUUAAAAUGUUUGUAUUGAGUUUAUUCAGAAUCUUUUGUACAAACAUUUAAAAUUAUAUCUUAUUAAUAAAUUAAUACUAAAAACGAAAAUUAAAUUUAUUAAAUAAUUCAUUGGCAUAGUAUGUAUCCAAAUAAACUUGUAUUAUAUCUGUACACUAAAAUAAAUAUCUUAUAUGUUUUUGACCAUGUAAUAUAUUUAAAUAUUUAAUAUUUUUGGGAUACAACUCAGACAUGUAAUGAGAAUACAAUACAUAGAAGUUUUCAUGAUACAUCUUGUAUAAAAUAUCAUUUGUUACUAAAAUCUAGAUACACUAAAUUACUAAUUACAGAUAUCAAAGUUUAAAAAGAACAUUUCUGAGCACAGGUCUUGAUGUUUUUCUCAAAUAUUGCACAUCAAAAUAAUUACAGGCAUUUAAAAAAAAAAAAUCAAACCAACCCAUGAGCUGCAACUUUUUACUUUAACAACAUUUUAGAAAAACAGCAACUUUUCUUUGAAAAUAUUCUUCGUAUUAAAUUUUGUCAUUUACCUAUGUUUAAAAUGUAAUUUCAACCCAAAUGCUAUAAUUAAGUUCUAAUGUCAUUUUGUUAUAUUGUCAAUUAGUUGUUUUAUUGAAACAAUAUAUGGAGCAUUAGGCCUGUACAUAGAAUGUGAUCUUUAAUUUACAGUCAGGUGUAACAAUUCAAAUUUAUUAUUUUAUUAAAAUAAUAUGUAAACAUAUGUAUGGAGUUAUGUAUAAGCUAUUUAAAUGAACAUUUAUUAACUCAAAAAUUGAAAAAUAUUUAAAUUCGCCUUCAAAGAAACCCCAUGCCAUUAUUACAAGUUUAAUCAUACAAUUUUAUCAAAAACAUUUCAUACAAACCGGGAGAAGGGAAGGGAAAUAAGUACAUACAAAGGUACCUUUUUAAAUGAAUUUAGUGUUUUUACUUUCUAUCAAAAUUAAAGACAAAAAUUAACAUCAACAUUAUUUAAAAUAUAACAUUUUGAUUUAAAAAAUUUAAAGUGGCUAUGAAAGAUAUCAUAUAUUUUAUCAGGCUGGUGUACACAUAUGAUUAAAAUGUCAGGCAAUUUAAACUACUUUCUACUGUAUUAUUUAUUGCUGCAGUGGAGCAAAAGUAUUAAACUUUAAUAUAGGAUUAAUAAUAAUUUGUUAUUUUUUUUUUGUAAAAAAACUAAUAUAAUAUACACUUUCAGGUUAUGGAAACAGAAAAAAUGAUUUAUUUGGUAACUGAGUAUGCUGCUGGUGGUGAAAUAUUUGGUAAUUUAAAUUGUGUUUACAUUUUAAUUUACUUUUUAAGCACUAUCCAGAUGAUGCCAUACAAAUGAUGUUCAUUCACUGUUCCCUCCCUAUACGGCUAUACCUGAGUCUCUGAAAGAAAUUACCAAAUUUAAAAGUGGUAUAUCUCACCAACGAGCUGGAAAUAAAAAAUGUCAACACCAAAAUUUAUUUCAACUAAAACUUCAUCAGUUUAUGGAAUCUUUAAAAUAGGUUGCCAUUUUAAAAUCAAAAGUCGGUAGUGAUUUCAUCGCUAAAAACACAAGGGUAAAAAAAUAAGGGUAAUGUAAAAUUUGAGAAUUGCAUGAAUCUUAAAUUUCCCAAAAAGAAAAUUUCAAUCAAAUUUAAUACUUUUUGAGAUUAAUGAGUUUUCUGUGUUUAAAAAUCACAUUUUAGUACUAAAAAUUAUAAUAAAUUUGGUUCAUCAACUAAAAAACUAUUGUAGUUUUAUCUUAAUUACGAUUAUAAUUAUCAUUAUUAUUUUUGGUUAUUAUAUUUGAAAUAUAUUAAAUUGUAUAUUGAUUAUUGUAUUAUUCAUAUGAUAAAAAAUGUAUAUAAAUUAUUAGAUAUUUAACUUAAGGAUAUUAAAUUAGUUCUAAAGUAUUCACUUAUUUGAAUGAAUUUGUUUUUAGUACUAAACUUAUUUUAAUACAAUCUCACCUUGUUCUUCAUACUUAUUUUCGAUUUUAAUUUAUUUUAUUCAAAUACUGUAAUAAUUUACAAUAUUACUUUUUUUGGCCAGUACAAAAUAGUACUUGUAACAUCCCAAACCAUCUUAAUUUUUGUUUUCGAUUAUUAUUUACCUAACUUAACCUUAAUUUGCCAUGUCUGUAUAGUAACUCUACACAUCUUUCAUAACAUUCUCAUCUUUGAUAUAUUAAUCUUCUAUUUUUAUGUCCUACUUACUGCCUCUAUAGAAAAAAUGGAUCAGAUGAAAAAAUGAAAUCGCAAAUGUUUCAUAAAGAAGUCAAGUUAGGAUUAUAUAUUAUAACACAUUUUUAUUGUAAAAUGAUUGUUUUCAAUAAAUGUAUAAAAUAAUAAUAGUAUAGUAAUGUGUAUCAUAUGUAAUAAUAACAAUUUUAUUUUGAAUAAUUAAGAUAUUUUCACAGUAUAUGAAUCAAGUUCGUUCUAAUUGUAAAAAAAAUAAUGUUAACUUCAUGAAAUCAACAAUUUGACUAAUUUUCUGUUAAAUAGCUUUCAUCCCAACUUUUGGGGUCGACAAAUCUCAAUGUAAACUUCUACUUGACCCAAUCUUUCUCAUCAUCUGCAUCCAUUACAUACACAGUCUUUCUGAUAUCAUUCUUUCUGCUUCCAAUUCAUUUACCCAUUACAACAUGCCCAAACCAACUGGAUCUAUUUACUCUUGUUUUGUUUAUUACCAAAGCCAAUGUUUAUACUACUUUCUAUAUAUUCAUUGUUCGAUAUUCUCUUUUCAUCAUCCACUUAAGAAUUUUUAUCUCUUCCACACUCAUUUUCUGUCUACAUUCCAUACAACAUAGUUGGUCUUGCCAAACUCUUAUACAAUUUAUAUUCAAGUCUCAUUAGAAUUAUCUUGUCACAUAAAUACACAAUGCACAAUCAUUGUCCAAACAAAUUAUAUUUUCAAUUUCUUUUCAAAGUUGUUGUUCUUUUAUACAAAAAAUCCUAGAUACUUAAAAUUCUCAAUCUUACUCUUUGCAUUACUGCUAAUUGUCAUCACUGUCUUAUUAUCUCUUUAUCUUCAUGCCUACUUCUUCCAAAUUCUUACUCUAUACUAGGGAUGGCAAAUUAUUUUAACGCUACUUACCAAAAAUACAAAUAUAUAAAUAUAUAUAAUAUAAUAUAAAUAUUUUAAUUUUUCAUGUGUCCAACAUUUUUUCAAGUGCAAUAGAUUUGCCAUCCCUGCUCUAUAUGCUAUGCUUUACUUUUACUUAUCAUUAAACUCUUUUUUUCAAAUGCUACUCUGGAUUUUUUAAGACUAUUGUUAACUUCCUGAUUUUUUCCUAUCAAAAUUAUAUUUUAUAUUUCCUUUAUAAUGUCAUUUGUUACAAUAGAGAAACAAGUAAUGGCUUCAAUCGAAACCCUAAUAUACAUUUAUUCCAACCCAAAAAUCUUCUUUAUUCUACACAUUUUUUUUACAUUUCUAUUUGAAUCUAAUCAAACAAAUAUACUAUUUCAAAACUCCUUUUUUUCUUAAGGCACACAUCAGAACCUCCUUUGGAAUUCUAUAAUGUCUUCUAUAAAUCUAUAAAGACAAUACAUAUGUUUUUCAUCUUCUCUUUUUAUUUUUCUACAAUCAAACUGGUUCUUAUUUAUUGAUGUCACUUAUAUAUCUUUUAUCUAUAAUUUUUGUAAGAAGGUUUAUUGGAUUACUAAGACAGUUUGUACAAUUGGCAUAAUAUAGGUCUAUUUCAGUUUUUAAACAGCUAUAUUAAAUCUCCUUAAUUAUAGAAAUAUCUUUAGAAUUUCCCCCUUAAAGAUUAAGAUUAAAUUUAAAACAUUUGUUUAAUGUUAAAAAUUAAACAAUAUAAAUAAUGUUAGUUGAAUUCUAAAUUUUUAAUAAAAAAAAAAAUUGCUUGAAAUACCUUGUUUGUUUCAUUAAAUAUUUAAAAAUUGUAUAUUUUUAAUUAAAUACAGACUAUUUAGUUAAAAAUGGAAGAAUGAACGAAUCUGCUGCUUGUCAUAUUUUCAAACAAAUUGUUGAAGCUGUUAGCUAUUGUCAUAACAAAAAUAUAGUUCAUAGAGAUUUGAAAGCAGAAAAUUUACUUUUAGAUGGUGAAAACAACAUUAAACUUGCUGGUAUUGUGGUUAUAUUAUUACUAUUUAAUUAAUAUUAUUAAUAUAAUUAUUUAUUAAAUUUAAAUUUAAAUGCAUUGUUAUAUUCUUUAGAUUUCGGAUUCAGCAAUCACUUUUUUGAUGGGAAAUUACUUUCUACCUGGUGUGGUUCUCCUCCUUAUGCAGCACCAGAAUUGUUUCAAGGCCAAGAAUAUGAUGGACCUAAAGCUGAUAUUUGGGUAAUAUUUGUCAUAUGUCUUAUUAUCUAAAUUGCAUUUACUCUUAGUCAAUUAUUAUAUUGUUAACAUUUUUUCCAGAGUUUGGGUGUUGUAUUGUAUGUUUUGGUUUGUGGUUCUCUUCCAUUUGAUGGAAAUACAUUAAAAGUACUUCGUGCCAAUGUUCUUUCUGGAAUGUAUCGUGUGCCAUAUUUCAUGACUGCUGGUAAGUUAUGAAAAUAACUUAUUAUAAUAUAACAUUAUUUUAUACAUGUCAUAUUAUAGUAAAAUAAAUAUAGGCUGUCUUAGAAAGAUAUCUCUUGAAUAACUCCAGAGAUAAUAAACAUAAUACAAUUUUGAUUUUUUUUAUAUUACUCACAGGGAUGAGGACUACAAAUAUUUAUUUUUGGAACAUUUUAAGAUAACCAUUCUGUAAAGUUUAUUCUUCUAAAAAUUUGAAUGUAUCACACAUUUAUAUCUUAUAAAUAGUUUCUAAAUAACAGCCAUUUUAAAUUCUACUAAUCUGUGUGAAAACCAAUGUUAUCUAGGGAAUAAUCUUACCGUGUUACUAUUCAUUGGAUAUUAAUGUGUGAUACAUUAAAAUUUUCAGAAAAUAAUAAAAUACAAAAUGCAUAUUUUAAAUUUUUUUACUAAAAAUUCCUAUAUGUAAUAUAUUAUGUGUAUUGUAUAUAUAUAUAUAUUACUGUAUGUAGAUGACCGUACAAUUGUAGAACUAAUUUUUUGUGUUCUGAUUUAAUCUUCACUAGUGUUACCAGAAUAAUUUUUGUUGUCAAAUCUCUAACAAAACUCAUUUCAGUUUUCAAACUCCGGUUUAAAAUUUGAUCAAACAUGUACACCAAACACUGCUCAGAAUUAUUUUUCAUUAGGAAUGAUUUAUUAUUGUCUACAAAUAUGCAUUUUUCCCUUCUAUAUCCUAAUUUUCUAUUUUCUCACCUACAGCUGAGUGAAGUCUUACCAUUAUGCAAAGUAUGUCCCUCUUUUUUCAUUGUUUUUCCCAAUUAUUUUGAAAACUGUUUAGAAAAUUAAAAAAUUACCUCUCCAAAUUCCAAUGCAUCAACUACAUUCAAAAUGCUUCAAAAAAGUAAUACAUUACUCUAAUGCUGGGUUGCAUAAAUGAUUGAUUAAAACUCAUUAAUAAAGUGUGCUAUGAGGUUAAACUUUUAUGUAGGUAAAUAUCUUUAUCAGUUCCAUAUAGUACAGUAAUAUUGCAUAAAAUGUUUAAAAUGUUAAAUAUAAUUAUAAUUAUUUGGUUCUAUGAAUCUACAUAUAUUUUUUAUAUAUAAUCAAAGUAAUCAACUAACUUAUAAACCCAUAUCAAAACCUGAUUUUUUUUUUUUAAUACCCAAAAAAAGUUAAUUUAUCAUAUCAUUCUAAUAAUUUCCAUGUGUCAUUAUGAUUUAUUAUUAUUAAAAUUUGUAUAUGUAUUAUAUAUAUAUACAAUAACAAUAUAAUAAUUAUGAUUAUUCAUAAUACAUCAAUAUAUUUUGAAUGAAUUUUUAGAAUGUGAACAGUUAAUAAGACACAUGUUAGUCAUUGAACCUGAAAAAAGACUAAGUCUGAAUCAAAUAGAGUCUCAUAAAUGGAUGAAACAAGUAAUUAUAAACAUAUAUUUAUACACUAAUUGUCAUUUAUUUCAUGUUUCAUUAUUAGUAUUAAAUUUGUAAAGUAAUUGUAUUUUUAAAAUGAUAAUAUAUAAAGUCUAAAAUAUUUAAUCUCGGAUUAUUAAAAUACUACAAUCAUAAACUUUAGAUUUUGAUAUCAAAUUUCCAUUAUAGAACAAAUAAUAACUUAUUUUAAUAACCAGUUAAAACCAAUAAUGAACUAUAUUAUGAAUAAUUUGUCAGCAAAAAGGAGAAAUCAUUAUUCAAUAAUCAAAUACUACUUCCCCUUCUAAACUUCAAAUAAACUUGACCUAUUAAGCCAGUGUUAGAUAUUAAUAUGUCAACAUUUUUGAGAAAUUAAUCUAUAUCUGCAUUUAAAAAAUGUAAAGUUUAAUUAUGGUCAUAUUAGUCCAAAGUAUAUACAAAGAAUAGGUUUUUUUUUAGUAAUCUAGAAUAUAAUAAUAAACAAAAUAAUAAAUAUUUUAUAUUAUAAAAAUGCAUCUGUGCUUAAUUUUUAAACAUAAAAAUGUGUCAUAUUUAUAGCUACCUGAACAAACUAAAAGACUACUAGUUGAUGUAAACCCCGUGAUGAAUAUUGCCGUUAUAGAACUUAUGUUACAGUUACCUGGGUUAGACAAAGACAUGAUAGUAAAUGUAAGUGUUAUUUAUCAUUUAUAAUUAAUUUAAACAAAUUAAUAUAUAAUAAUUGCUAUACAUUUAAUACAACUAAAAUAAAUUUAAAAUCUGGUUAUACAUCUUGAGUUGGCUAUUUGGAUAGAUAUCAAAUGGAUGCAUAAACUAUACACAUUGUUGAAUUGUUUAAGGUGGGUACGCUUUGUAUAUUUGAAAUUCUUAUAAUGUUACUGCUAUAUUAGUGAACAAAUGAUUUCUUCAAUAUUAAAAGAAUACUAUUAAAAUCUAUAUAAAUACACAUUUAUUAUUUUUCCUUAUUUAUAAUUUUAUACAAAUAUAAUUCCUUACACUGAAGUUUGAAUAUUUUUAGAUCUAAAUUUCUUUUUCAAAUAAUACUGAUCCACAUAAUUAAUUUGUUUAAAUAAUUAUAAAUUAAAAUGUAAUUGCUAUUAGCAGAUAUUUUAAAAUAAAACUUCAUAUUAUAAUAAUUUAAACUAUAUUUAUUAUUAUUAAUUUUUUUUAUAUAGUCUGUUCAGCAAAAAAAAUUUGAUCAUGUCAGUGCAAUAUAUCAUUUAUUGGUUGACAAACUUGAUACAACUAUCAAUCAAUGCAACAGUACUAAGCAACCAUUUGCUAAUGAACCUAGUAAAUAUUUCAUAGUUUUAUAUCCCCAAUAUUAUAAUAAUAAAUAUAAAUAUCAUAUUUAUAGAACCCAAUGGAUCUGUUAAUAUUAAUUCAAAUUUAAUUGAAAACCUACCAUUAUAUUCAAUGUCACUUUAUGCCCAAGAUGGUUCAAUUUAUGAUAGUCAGCAAUUAGAAAAGGUAUACCUAUUACUUUAUUUAAAUAAUAAUAAUUUUAGAUGAUGUUUAAAAUGUGUUUAAUUAUAGUAUGGUGAUGUUGAUAUUGGAGAAUCUGCUGGUUUGAAUAAGAUUCAAGAUGAUCAUCCAAUAACUACUCGGCGCCAUACAGUUGGUCCAGGAAAUGGCUUAAUGACUAAGGUAACAAUUUACUUAGAUUUUUUUUAUUUGAUAUUUAUUUUUAGUCUGUAUAGUUAUAUAUUAUUUUUAGGUAAUGGAAUCACAUUAUAUAACACACCUUCAAACUGGUUGUGAUGUAAAUGUUUUACCAAAUACAAAUUUGCCUUUAAAUAUUCCAUUAGUCGAAUUUCAAUCUCCCAAGAAUUUUACAAUAAAAGAUCAACAUUUAUUGAAACCACCACAAGUCAUGGGUGCAAGUAAUAUUAAGUUUCAAAUAAAUUUGUAUAACAAAUAUAUUAUUAACAUUAUUUUUUUAGAUAACAACUUUGGUAGACGUGCAUCAGAUGGUGGAGCUAAUUUACAAAUGUCACAAAAAAUAAAUUGUACAUUAAGUGAACCAAGUAGCAAAGAAGAUUUGAAAAAAGUAAUAAUUUUCAAAUCAUAUAUUUAUUGAAUUUCAAUUACAUUCACAUUAUAAAACUAGCAUUUCUUUAAGAAAAAUUUUUAUCAUUUUAUUCAUUUAAUAUCUAUUAAAUUUUGUUUGUAGCAAGAGAAAAUAGAUCCAAAUGACUUAAGAAUUGCAAUAAUUGAUCAAUCUAGUAAAGGAAAUUUAUUAUCCGAAGAAAACCCACCAUCAGUAGUAUCUUGGUAGUUAAUAUAUAAAUAUAUGAUCAAUAAUUAUUUCUGUUAUAAUUUAAUUAUUAUAGUAUUUUAAUUAAUAAUUUGUAUAAUAUCAAUAUUUAUAGUCGAUAUCCAAAAGUAAUUUGCAGUCCUUCAUCAAGACACGGAAUGGGAGUUAAAGAAGACAUUCAAACUCAGCAAACUAAUUUACAAAAUACUAGAACCAGGCGCAGUGGUGUAUCAACUGUAACGGAAAGGCCUCCAGGUACAUUGUUUUGUAUAAUGAUACUCUAAAAUACUCAUAUUAUUCUUAAAUAGCUCGAGAUUUAGUUUUUUUAAUUUUUAUUCUUAUUAUGUAUAACUCAAACCACACAUUAUAACUUGUUUUGUAAGUACUUAAUAUUAAAUUAUUUUAUUUGUAACCCUAAAACAAACUCAAAUUAAUUUGCAUUAAAUAACAUAAUUUCUCUUCCAAUUUGUUGUAUAACAAAUCAUUUAUAUAAAAAUAAUAAUAAUAUUUAAAUAUUUGGAGCACAUUUGUUCAGCAUAUUUAUUUUAAAUGUGAUUGUAUUUUCUAAAUAUUAUAUUAUAUUGCAUAAUAUUUAAAUAAACAUAAUACAAUAGUUUAUAAUCAACAUUCUGUGUAAAUAAAACAUUUGUAGAGGGUAGGUAAGACUAAAGAAUAUAAUUUGAACUCUUGAGUUUUUAGUAUUAUUCCUCUGUUCCUAUUUUAUACAUCCGAGCUAUUAAUAAAUAUUUAACUUCUUAAUAUUAUUGAAAAAAAGCUGUCAUAUUUCAUAUCAUGGGGGCAGGCAACAUUGUAGAUGAGAAUUUAGGAAAUUAGGUUAUAUAGAUGAUUAAUUUAAAUCUUUACCAACAAUAAAUCCCACCCUCUCUUAAUAUUUUUUUUACUAAUACCUAUAUUUCAUACAUUUUCCCGGUUUUUACAAUAUGUUGUAAACAUUUCUGAGAUAAUCAAAAUGUAUAACCCCAGUCAGAUUUUCUUUCAAAGAAAGUUUUACACUUGUAAAUAGGGCCAAUAUUUCUGAUGAAAAUGUUGUUUGCAGAUAAAAACAAAAAUUUUAAAAUAAAUAUCAUUGUAAAACUAUAAGCUUCUUUGCUUCACUCAGAAUCUAAAAAGUAAGAAACCCAUUUUUGCUCAAUUAAAAUAUAUAUAUAACAAUAUAUUAUAUCAAUAAAAAUAAAUUAUUCAAUCUAAGUGAAUCUUAUCCACAUUUGUUAUUUAACAAUGUUAUAAAUCAUGUUUUGAGUUUUUUAUAAAAAAGGAAAAUAUUUUUUGCUUCUGAAAUUAAACUUCUCUUGUAAUCGUAAUUAUUUGUAAAUAGUAAAUUUUUUUUUAAUGAUAUCAAAGUAUAAUAAAUUAUAUGGAUUUUGGUAAGAAGUGAGCUAUAUAUCUUUUUGCUAUUAGUAGUUAUUUGGUUUUGAUAAUAGUUAUUUGCUAAUUAUUAAUUAGUUACUCGUUAUUAUAAUAGUUAUGAUAUUGUUAUUCAACAUAAAAAAUAUAAGAUUUAUGAUAAUAAAUUAUACUAUUUAUUACUUAAACAAAAAAAAAAAAAAUGACUACAAUGUAUAUACAUGGUCUUCCAAAUUUCAUGUUGCAGUUAAAUUUUUGGUGAAAUACUUAUUUUCCACAAAAAAUGACUUAAAAUCCUUUUUGAACCAAAUAUUCUAAAAUGUAACAUUGUCCUUAUUUUUUUCACCCCUAUUUAUAUGAAAUCACUACCCACUAAUGAUGUUUAAAGAUUGUAUUAAAAAUUCCAUAAAUGAAUGAGUUGUCUGUGAAGGGACAAAUUGUAAGUAAAUGGAAAAAUUAGGUUUUGGGUAGCAGCCUCACAAGCAUAACCAAAUUGAUGAUCCAGAUUAAUUAUAAGUAAGUCCAUUGUUUGGAUUUGUUACUAAGUAGGUUUUAAAUUCAGUUCAUGCACGUAAGAAUUAAAAUCUAAAUAUUUUUAGUGCAACUUUUUGUAAUUUUUGGCAUUUUUUUCGAUUUGAUUGCAAUUUUGUUGAUUUUCUUCAUUUAUAAUACAAUUUUUAAUACUUUUAAAUGUUAUUUACAGGAUUUAAUUUUUUAUAUGUUGAAGUAAAAUAAUGAUGGGGCUGUGUCAGAUAUUAUGUCAGAAUAAUAAUAUAAUGUUUUAUGCAUAUUGUGAUAGUCAGGUUAUUUCGAACUUAAUGAAUUGUUAAAGGACCCAUACACCUGCAAACAUAUUGUGCAAACUAUACUUGCACCAUUAGUACAAUUAAUUUUGAAUGUGUUCGAAUUUCUGCAACUAAUUGCACAGCACAUCAAACAACACCAUACAUUAUUUAACUGUUUAUAUAAUGCCUUUGUUGUGCAAUAUGUUUGCAGGUGUAUGGGAGUGUUGAAAAUACCAUUUGAUAAAAUGGUGCAUAUUAUUUAAUAAGAAAAUAAUUAAGUAAAAGAAAAAUUAUUUCAAUUUUAGAUAUUUUUUACACAAAUGAAAUAAUCAAUUUUAUUAUUUUUAAGUGCAAUAACUUCCAAACCCUAGUAAUAAGUGUAAAUAAGUAUUUAUUUUAUUUUAUAUUUUUAUUUAUACAUAAAAAGAUAAUUUACCCCACUAAAAAAGUUUUUUUUAAGUUUUGUAUUACUUUUUUUUUAAUUAAGUCAAUAGAAAUUAAUAAGAACAAAGUGAAUUGAAAUACUUUAGGAGUAGUCAUAUCUAUUGUUUCAAUCCAACUAGUGAAACUAGUUUAAUUUUGAUUUUGGAGUAAAAGUACCAAUUAUGAAAUUUUUAUAGAACAAUAUUUUGGAGGGAAUGUCUUAGGGUUUUUAUAUUCAAAAUAUACUGCUCAAUAUAAUAGGUACAAAACCUUAUUUUUGUUUUUAAAAUAUCUGUAACUUUUUUAAUAGUUCAUAAUUCAAGAAAACACCUCUUAAAGAUUGUCUAAAAUGUGUAUUAUACAAUUGUCAAGGAAUAUCCAUGACUGCUGAUAAGAUAAAAAUAUAAUAUAAGUAAAAGAAAUAAAUAAAUAAAUACAAAACUUUUGUAUUAUUUACAAUAGCUCACACUUUCAUUGUUUAAAAAAAUCUAUGCUAAUAAGAUAUUGAUUAUUUUAAUAGCAAUCCUUCUCUACUUUUAUAAAAUAAAUUUUCAUUUACUAAUCUUUUUUCCCUUUUUUCUAUCUUACAUUCUUACUUCGAAAACAGUUGUUAUUCAGAUCAUCUCUAUGAGUAUAUCAGUUUCUCUUUAUAUACAUGUAUGUUCAUGUGAUGGCACAGUGUGAGAUGUUCAAAUAGUGCUCCACUACUCUCCCUCUAUCCAAACUUAAAAAUAGAAUAUCUCUUAAUGGGAUGAUGUAAAUUAAAAAGAAAGGUAAGAUAAUGGGGGACAGGUGCAGGCUACUGGUGUAGGUGGGAAGUUGGGAAGGUAGGAUAUAGACAGGUAUUUAAUGUAUACUUGUAAACAAUGAUAAACCAUUGUUUACGAAAAACCUCAAUUCUGAGCAGAGUCCAGUUGAUAGUGAUGCUAUGUCAACAAUAUAUAUGUCAUAUUACAUUAAAAUAAUUAAAAAGACAUUAUAUGUUAUCUUUAAUAUUUGUUUACUGUUGUAAUAAUUUUCUCAGUUUUCCUAGGAUUUUCCCAGUUUUUCAAAUUUGAUGAAUAAUUCCUGAGAAAAUCAAAAAAUAUUCUCUCUAAAGUACCUCUCUAGUGAAAUAUUAAAAGUUAAAGCAAAAUUGCUGGUAGAAAAGUUGAACACAGUAAAAAAGAAGACCGUAAUAUAUUUUAACUAAUAUUUAUAUUUCUUAUAUUUUCCAUUUUUUUUUCUCAGUUUUUUCGCAUUUGAUGAGAAAAUUGAAAAAUUAUGUCUUUAAAGUACCUUUCUACACUGAUUUCCUUUCAGAAAAGGUGCUACGUUUAAAAAUCUGAGCAAAUCUUCUGGUAGAAAAGUUGCACACAGAUCACUUUUGUAAAGCUAUAAUUUUCUUUCUACUCAGUAUCUAAAAUGUCAAUCAAAAAAUUUAUUUUAACUAAAACCUGUCUAUAUUGUCAUCUAUUUAUGGAAUUUUCAAUAAAAGUUGAAAAUCAAAAAUGAGAUGUGGUUUUAUACUAAAAAAUAAGGUUGAAAAAAAUGAGGGCAGUGUCAUUAAUAAAUACAGACAUUUCAAUACCCUAGAUCAUAUACAAUGGAUGGCUCUCAGUAGCCUAUAGAUUACAUAAUAUAAUAUCUUUGAUAUACAUGUUAUGGACAAGUGACCAGAUGAGUAGCCUUUAGUAUGAAUGUGUGCCACUGGUGACUAAUACAUAUUUAUCUCAAAUUAUCAACAUAUUAUAAGUACUUUAUACAAAUUUCAAUUUCAGUUAAUUACCUUUCAACAAAUUUAAUAAUUUUCAAUACAUUUGGUGAACUUCUUACCAACCCUCUCCUAUUUUUAAUGUCAACUGGAGUGGAGUAAGAAUGUUUGUGAUAAUAAUUAUGAUCAGUGGUGGUUUAAUAUUUUGUUAAAGUAUAUAAUUCCAAAAAUAAUUUUUAUAAGCUAAAUUUGAACAUUUAUCUGUAACAUGACAUUUGGAAAACAUAUACUUAUAUAUUAUAUUUAUAAUAAAUAAUAUAAUUGUUAUUAUUUUAUUUAUAUUUAAUUACCUGUAGUAAAUCAUUUUUCAUGUGAGUAACUUUAUUUUUUAUAUUCUGAGUGUAGUGUUGGUGGUAAUUUUCGGUUAGUAUUAAUAAUUAUACUGUUUUACUGAAAAUCAGUUAUUUAAUUAUUUCGAAUACUCAGUUGUUUACUUUAUGACAGAUUUUAUUUAUUUAAAACAUCUAUUUUAAUUUUGGGAAAUAAUUUUAAAUAGGAAGUUAUUGAUACCAGUAUUUUAAUCCCAGUAUGGAACUACAUUUGGUUAGGUACUUGUUAUAGAUUUAUCAUUUGAAUGUAUACAUACGGCUUACAAUUAUCUAGUUUGAUUGUACAUUCUGUUUGUUCAGUUAUUCAGAGGUACCUACUAUUCAUUCUUUUGUAGUGGUAUUUGUUAUAAUAAUAACAUUUACAUCACAUUUUUUUUAUUAAAAUUUUCAAAAUAAUUAAACUAGUGUACCACGUGAAAGGGAUUUUAGCUAUACUGGAAACAUAGUAACUGAUCAUCGAUUCAGUUUACUGUUGACACAUGCUGAACAAUUAAUUUUUUUAUCAAUGAAUCAAAAAUGUAUAAACUAAUUAAUUAAUAACAUAAUCAUAUUCCUUUACUGCUUGAUAAUAAUAAUUUAAUAAUAUUAAUAUUGUAAUAUUAUAAUUAAUUAGUAAAUGACAAUGGUAUUUAAUUAUGUUUUCUUCGUUUAUUAAUUUUAUUACAUUUGUUUAUUAUAUUAAAAUACCAAAGUACUGGUAUACAGUUCCAUACCGGUAUUAACCUUAAUUUCAAAAUACCGAUAUCAAUAACUCAAUACCGCCAGCCCUAUCAGAGUGUGUGAUUUAAAUGCAUUUUUUUUCUCUUUAGUGUUUUUAUUAGAUAAACUAUUGAACACAGUAUUCUAGUUUUUGAUUUGAAUGUGUAGUUAUAUUUUUUUUUUUUUUUUUUUUUUUUUUAUAUAUAUAAUAUUAACACAUUCUAUUUUUCUUAAUGAAUGGUUUGUUUGCAUGGCUUAUUAUUUUGUUUUAAAGUCAUUAGUCCUGAAUUGAUACGUGAAGUAGAAGCACGUAUGAACCGAGAGUAUGUACCACCACAAUUACCAUCACUAGUCAAUGUUAGACAUAGUCAUCGUAUAUCUCAGGUUUCAGUUUUGCCAACAGUUCAAGAACUACAUCGACAUUCAGGUAUCUGAAAUUUGUCUUAAUGAUUUUCUUGAGUCUUUGGUUACAGUUUUCUACUUAGAAUUUUUUUAAUUUUAACUUUCUACAAAACUGGUGAAUUAUAUUUUGAUUAGGUCGAGAAAGUUUAAAAGAUGGAAGUGGUUAUUUACCAUCAGAAAGAUAUAGUCCAGUUCGCAGAACUAGUGAACCAGUUGUUUCAUCCAGUGAACAUCUAGAGCAGCCUAAUAUAUGGAAUAUACAGCAAGAAAAUAUUCAACUUCAAGUAAGAUUUUUUUUUUUUUUUGUACAAGUGAAAUAUAUUUUAACAUUGUGUUAUUUAUGAGCAGCAAAAAUGUAGUGAAAACACAUUGGACACUUGCCAAUGGGGUGCUGCCGAAUUACAAAUGGGUCAUACAUAUCAUAUGCAAAGUCUUCAAACUUUAUCAGAUAGACCUUCCUUCUUAAAUCCAACAACUAAUCAUCAGGGUAUAAAUUAAAUAUAAUCAUAAACAUAACUUGUUUAGAUUUGUUAAACUUACUAUUAUUAUUUUCCAGGUAAUUCAAAUAUUCUUAGUCAACAUUUACAAAAUUUAAAUUUACACCAAGCACCUCUUGUUAAUGUUCCACAAACACAAGGUAAGUACAUAGAUAUAUUAAUACAAACCUAAUGGUCUUAGUAUAAUGAAAUAUUUAAAAAGUUAGUAUAUAUAUAUAUAUAUAUACAUUUACAUACAACAUUUGAUUCAAAAUUUAUGUUACAGUAAUUUUAUCAUAUAAGUAUUAAAAUAGAUAAAAGUGAAUAAUACUAGUUGUUUUUAUUAUUUUUUUUUUUUUUUUACAGUCAAUUUUUACAAUUUUUUGGGAAGGUUAACAUUUGAAAUUCAAAUGGACCCUAUACUUUUUUUGCCAACAUAAUGAGAAGAUAUUUUUAAACUAUUUAUUAUUAUUAUUUUAUUUCAAAAUUAUGCUUGAGAGUAAUUUAAAGUUUUUAGAAGUUGUAUUUUGAUUUCACACUGAUAAAUAGCUAAUAAUGUCACUCAUCACAAAUCUUGUUGUGCUGCUUCUAGCAAACUACUUUUAGUUGCAUUAGUUAUUAACUUUUAAUUGCUCUCAAUCAUAGUUUUGAAUAAAUUAAUGCUACUCAAUCAGUAAAAUUUAUUUAAAAAAUAUCUUCACAUUAUGAUUUCAAAAAAAGUAUGAAUUCCCAUUUUAAUUUUAAAUAUUGAUCCCUCCAAACCUUGCUUAAAAGACUAAAAUAAAAAACCUUUUACUAUACAUUUUUCACUAUUUUGAAAAUGUGUAAGAUAAAAUAAUACCUAUAACAUAAAUUUUGAACCACUCAGUAUAUUAUAUAUGUUUAAUAAUUUUUGGUAUUUGUCAUAUGUGCCCUACCUAUUUGUAGAUAAACUUUUAAAACUAAAAUAAAAUAUCUACAAAAUAUCUACAAGGGUUUUAACUAAAAAGUCAUAUUGUAUUAUCUUGUCUAUUUUAAUAUUCUAUUUUGUUAAACUUGUAGGUUCAAUUACUCAAGGAACUCCUAAUAUAAUUUCUAAUCAUCAAAUUCCAGCUCCUUUGGAUUUAAGGACAAAUAAUAAAAUAAAUCCUCAACCAAGUAUUGUGAUAGAAGAUAAAACAUCAGGUAAUAAUAUCUUUUAAAAACACAAAAGUGAAAUUUUAUUUAAAUAUAAUUUACUAAAUGUAUUUCUUGUAUGAUCCUGUCCAAUUUGUUGUUUUUAAUAAGUCAAAUUAUUUUAGGAAUUUGUGAAAAAAAAAUACUUUCAAGUCCAGAAAUAUCAUUUACGGUAACAAAUGAGGAAGGUGGUAUGAUGGAAGUAGACACUUUACAAACAAAUCAUAUUGUUUCAACAGACACAAUAACUUUUCUAAAGAAACCAUAUUAUAAUACUGAAUCCCUGUCAGCUAUGCAUGAACAUUUUGAUGAAAUCGAUCAUAUAAGAACAGACAAAAGUACUAAAAUAACAGAUUUAGAGUCUUCAACAUAUUUAACAAAAGCACCACUUUUUUCUGAUUAUAUAUUAAAAAGAACUGCUAGUGAUGCAUUUGUUGUGGAUUUAUCAGAUUUCUAUUCCAAUUUUACAUCUGGUAAUAUACUUGACAUUGUCAAGUGUUUGAUAUCAUCCAAUAUUUGUGCAUGGCCUUCAGAUGAUAGGCAGAACGUCUUGCAAUUUCCUACAGGUUUGCAGAUUGAACUAGAAGUGUGUUCAAAUGACACUGGUACCAAUUCAUAUUUGAAAAUUCAUCGACUAUCUGGGGAUUCAACUGAGUAUAAUAAUAUUUGUCAUCGACUGGUCGAAGGCUAUUUAUCUUGUAACGAAUAAAUAUUAUUAAUCACUAUGUUACUUUUAAAAUUUCCAUGGCUGUGCUACUUUGUGAAUGCAAUUAAUUAAUAUUAGUCACUAGUUUUAAUAAGCAUCUUUAGACUUUAUACACAAAGGCCCAUGCAGUUGUGAAUUAUAAUCAUCUUUAUUUUAUAUGGACUGAUUUCAAUGAUUUAUUUUACCAAACUCAUUUAAAUUAUUAUAUGGUCACAUGUGUGUUUGUAAAAUGGUGGCAUAGAAUAAUGUAUUUUCUACACUAUUUUUGAUGACCAAAUUAACAAACACACUGUAUAUUUUAACUAAAAGUUAACAAUGUAAAUUAAUUAUGUUUCAUAUAUUUUAUUUUAAAUUUAUUGUUAUAGUAAUUUUAUAAUAUUGUUAACUCUUAUUUGAUAAUUAUUAUUAGAUUCUUAAAUUUAAUUUAUGUUAUGGUAUGUAGACAUAUUCCACAAAAAAAAAAAUAUAUUUCAAUUGAAUAUUAUAACUUUAACAAGUUUGUUGUUAGAAUUUAUAAAUCAAGUAAUCUUGAUCAAAAUCGUAUUUUACUCUCAAUAAAUGUAUCAAAUUUCAUAAUUCAAUUGCUUCAGAAGUUUUAAAAACUAUAAUUUCUGAACCACACAAGUAUUUUGAAUAAUUCAUCAUUAGUAAUUUCUUGAUGUUUGUUAUUAUUUUUUUACUUUUUUAACUUUUGUUUAUUACUAAGAAAAAAAAUGCAUUGUGAUCUUUUUAUUGUUUCUUUUUUCAUUUUGCAUAGUCCCUAAUGUACUAUUUAUCAAAAAGAAUUAUGAUUGCUGCUGUAUCACUUAUUUUAAUUUAGUAUAAUAAACAUUACUUUAUAGCCUAUAUAUGCUCAAUAUCUAUGUUUUGUCCAUGUUAUUUGUUAUUCUUAUUCUUAUUAUUCUUAUUACCAAUUAUUAUUUAUUAUUACUACAAUGUUAUGAAAUGAACACUAAACGUUUAAGUUUAAUAUUAUAUUGUAGAUAUGUUAUUUGUUAUUAUUUAUACAUUCCAUUUAUAUUAUACUGAAUUUAAGUAUAGAAUAUUGUGAUAGACCAAUCAAAUAGUGUAUUUUUUUUUGAUUUGUUUAAUUUUAAAGCAUUUGUAAAUGCACUCUUGUAUUUAUAACAUGUAUACAUUUUAAGAAUGCCAAUAUCUAUUGAAAAUAAAACUUAUUUAAUAUGUUAUGUUUAUAAGUAUGUAUCUAUAAUAAAUUAUAUUAAAAUAUGGAAGACAAUAUACAAUAAUACAUUUUAUCGACCAAUAAACAGUUGACUGUUAAUAAUAAUUGAAUUUGAAUUAUAUUUGUUUACAAGUGUGUUUAUAUUAUUCUUAUGCAAAUACAUUAUAAUAUUCAAGAUUUUCUAGUACAAAAUAAUUAAACUUUUGAUCAUUAUCUGAACACUAUAAUUCAAUAGAGCAUACUAGUUAAUAGUGUGCACUACUUUAUUAUAUACUAUGUAUAUAAUAUAAUUUUAAUAAAAUAAAUGAAUAAACAAAAAAUAACAUACAUAAUAUUUUGGUGAACCUCUUUGGUGAAUUGUCUGAUCCUUUUUUUUUUUUGUUAUUUUGGGGUUAGAAAUUUAAUUACUCUGGACUAAAUGGGGUACAAUAUUUUCCCGGUGCAUGCUCGAUUUGCGAGAGUUAACCAAGAGACUGCUGGCGGCUGUUCAACUGACUCUGGGAGAUAACAUCUAACAGUGGCCCACCAUGAAUCAGCCACCACUGUUGCAUUUAACACAACUGUGCUCGAAUUUGCAUUGCCUACAAUGUUCAUUUUUAUUAUACCUGUGAGGAAAACAAUGCAGUAAGUAAUAUCUUUUGAGAAAUCUACAUUUAGACAAAUCUAUAGAAUCAGUGUGAGGUUUUAUUAGAGUACUUAUAAUAUAACUAAUAAAAGCAUUUAAUUAAUAAUUAAUACAUACAUUGAAUUAAAAAAGGCUUCGCCAGGAGUGUUAUCGAUAACUUAUAGUAUUAUAUUUCAUUUUUGAUUAUUGAGCACUUGCACAAUUUUAGAUUUUCAGUAUCUAUGAGUAAUAUAUUAGUUUUACUAAGAUGGAUAAUUUUUUUUUUCUCUCUGAACAACUUAUCUACCAGAAAUUUUGCAAUGAACAUCAAUUUCUAGGAUAUUGCUGAUGUUAACCAAAUUUUGCUUAUUUGGAACAUUAAGAGAAGUCAAUUUUAAAAUUGUGUUUAUAAUUAUCAAAAAAAGAAAACAUGUACCUUAUAUGAUUUUUGUUAUUUUCGAUCUUGUUUUUUUUUUGUUAUUCAGUUAAAUACAAUUGUAGAAAUCUGAAUUUUUCACAGAAUACUUCUAUUAGCUAUUUUCAGUACAUAUUGAUUACCUCCACUACCUGAUUAAGGCCCUAAAUCGGGGUUUUUUCUGAUAUAAGUUAGAGUAGUUCUUUUGGCUCCCUAUUAUAUAACAGGGGUCUUAUAUGAUUAUGUUUGAACUUACAGUAGUAUGGGAUCUAUUUUCACAAUACUCCACUGCUGCCAUCAUUCAUUACAAAAUUACAGCUAAUAAUUAUUUUGAAUUCUGUACUCUCCUAAGGGAGGCAGCAAUAAGGGAGUUCCUUAACCCGCCUGCCCAUAUCACUGUAUAUUUAAUAU
This is a messenger RNA of Cinara cedri, 32706 nucleotides long. NCBI's taxonomy places the organism in Eukaryota, Metazoa, Arthropoda, Insecta, Hemiptera, Aphididae. The record is from the annotation of a GenBank genome assembly.